AUGGAGCAGCUAACGAAAGCCAAUCCGGAGUAUCAACUUACCAUAGCCGACAUGACCACCUACGUUGACCAGACGACCGUGGGAUCGCUGCGCAGCGCCAAGGUCUGGGUCGAAGUGGACGUCACUGGUCAGCCUGUAGGAGUCUCAUGGAAAGGCCUAAGCAUCGUCGAGUUCAGAUGCAGACGUGGAAAGUGGCUCUGUGUCGGCUGGGAAGGCGUACGAGGCCGCAUGCAAGACUUCAUGCCGGAUGUCGCCGGCGUUUGA
This is a messenger RNA of Fulvia fulva, 264 nucleotides long. RefSeq lists its product as uncharacterized. The coding region runs from base 1 to 264 and encodes 87 amino acids. The record is from RefSeq and is a predicted model, not a curated record. Lineage: Eukaryota; Fungi; Ascomycota; Dothideomycetes; Mycosphaerellales; Mycosphaerellaceae. The transcript has a single exon.